AAAAGGAAUAGAAUACAGUAAAAGGAUAUUUCUCAGAAAGAACUAUAUAGGUUAAAACAUUUCGGAAUGGCACAUCCAGCGGCAAUGUUUGCAAGGUUGACAUUUUAUCCAACGCUAUUGUAUAAUGUAUUAAUGGCAAGAAUUUCGUCAAGAAAUUGGUACGAUAGAAUCGAUGAAACUGUUAUAUUAGGUGCUCUACCAUUUCGACAUAUGACCGAACAGUUGAUAACCAAAGAAAAUGUUAAGGGUGUUGUUUCAAUGAAUGAAGAUUAUGAACUACAGUUGUUUUCCAAUACUGAAAAGGAAUGGCAAAAACAUAAUAUAAAAUUUUUACAAUUAUCUGUAACAGAUAUAUUUCAUUCGCCAUCCCAAGACAAGCUACAACUUGGUGUACAUUUUAUUAACAAGUUUAGUGAUGUUCAAACUGAAUUAAACAGUUCUGAUAUUGCUGAGGAAACUUGUCAUCAUAAAAGUGUCUAUGUUCAUUGUAAAGCAGGAAGAACACGUAGUGCAACAUUAGUUGGUUGUUACUUAAUCAUGAAAAAUCAAUGGACUCCAGAAAAAGCUGUAGAAUAUAUGCAACAAAAACGGCCUCAUAUACUAUUACAUACACAGCAAUGGAAUGCACUGAGACUUUUUUAUAAUAAUCAUGUAAAGAAAUAA
Messenger RNA from Eufriesea mexicana, 663 nucleotides. RefSeq names its product protein tyrosine phosphatase, mitochondrial 1 (gene PTPMT1). NCBI's taxonomy places the organism in Eukaryota, Metazoa, Arthropoda, Insecta, Hymenoptera, Apidae. The transcript is spliced from 6 exons. Gene Ontology annotation, biological process: protein dephosphorylation. Gene Ontology annotation, molecular function: phosphatidylglycerophosphatase activity; phosphoprotein phosphatase activity; phosphatidylinositol-4,5-bisphosphate 5-phosphatase activity. The coding region runs from base 67 to 663 and encodes 198 amino acids. The record is from RefSeq and is a predicted model, not a curated record.